CCUAUAGUUACCUCGACUAUUGAAGCUUUUCCAUAUACUAGAAUGAGCAUCAGGUCCGUAUCCUUCUCCGCCAUUUGAAACUCGAGGCACUAUCAACAAACCGGAAAAUAAUCGGAGGAAGGUAGGCGGGUCAAGUCCCCGCGUGUCGAUGUCAUCGUCGGAGGAACUCCGUAUACCUCGGACACUAUCAAUUUAAUGCCUUCACGUUAUUCAACAGCCGAUCAAACACCAGAGCGCCAGCGUUGGUUGAAGUAAAGAAUAACACGAUUUCCCAAGAAUCAGAUCAAAUCGCAAUGGAUUUCGCUUCUGUGGUGAAAGGAAGCCUUCUUAUAGGGCUGGCCGCCGCCCAAACAGGAGCCACCGGCCCGAUUGCCGAAAAAUGCGGCCCUUCGGUAGUAUGCGUCAAUAAGUAUGGGAAUAUUCUCCCUGAUCACUUUUACCGGAAUGUAUCCACGAUGGAAGCAGUGACAACAUUCGGCGACACGACCGUAGCCAACGGGACGCGCCUAGACAGCAUCAAGGCAGCCGAUUUCCUUGUCUACGAUCGCGAACGAGGACUCGAUAUACUGGGCCCCAAACCCAGCUACGAGUUCGUCUUCCGCGUCAACGAAGCCGUCCACGAAGCACCGGUCUACGUCGAGUCCCAGAACAAAUUGUACCUGUCGCAGCUUGCGCCGCCCACGGGCUAUCUGCCCCAGCUCGUGGUAGACUUGAACGAAGAUCCGCCUACUUUGUCGGAAUUCCUCUCCGACCCGCCUGUGUAUGCGCCCAACGGCGGGACAUUCCACGACGGGAAGAUCGUGUGGGGCGCGUCGGGUGGAAACCGGUCGAUUGGCGGCACCGAGCAGCGGGUGUCGCUGAGGACGUUGGAUCCGGAGACGGGGAAGACUGCCAUGCUUGUUAAUAAUUACUUCGGAUAUUAUUUCAACACGAUUGAUGACGUGGCGGUUCACCCGAAGACUGGGGACAUCUGGUUUACUGAUCCGCAAUACUCAUGGUUCAAUGACCUCACCGACACCCCCCCUCAACUUCCAAGUGCUAGCUACAGAUUCAACGCGCCCUCAGGUGCGGUCAUCGUGGUCGACGACAGCAUCGGGCAACCUAAUGGCAUUGCGUUCACCCCCGAUGGCUUGACCCUGUAUAUCAGCGAUACGGCUGCGGUGAGCGCACCGGUCGAUCCGAAAUACGGCCACCCUGGAGGGAAAUACAACACCACUCACCGAAGGACGAUCUACGCCUUCGACGUCAGUGAAGAUGGAACAAAAGCUUCCAACAAACGCCCCCUCUAUCUGUCUCCCGGCUUCGUGCCCGACGGGCUGAAGGUGGCUCAGAAUGGGUAUAUCCUCACUGGGGCUGGGAUGGGGGUCGAUGUGCUCGAUCCGUCUGGUCAGCUGCUUUUGACGAUCCAGACCAAUUAUACCGUGCAGAACUUUGCUUGGACUGGGCCUGAGUUGAAGACAUUGUGGUUGAUGGGCAAUGGGGGCAUCAGCAGGGUUGAGUGGGAACUUGCUGGCCAACGGUUAACCUGAUGGUUUAUCUUGGACUGUAGCAGACUGUAGAGGCUUGAAGUAUAAGGUCGACACAUG
Messenger RNA from Aspergillus candidus, 1586 nucleotides. RefSeq names its product SMP-30/gluconolactonase/LRE family protein. NCBI's taxonomy places the organism in Eukaryota, Fungi, Ascomycota, Eurotiomycetes, Eurotiales, Aspergillaceae. The record is from RefSeq and is a predicted model, not a curated record. The coding region runs from base 294 to 1529 and encodes 411 amino acids. The transcript is spliced from 5 exons.